Messenger RNA from Pristis pectinata (smalltooth sawfish), 1270 nucleotides. RefSeq names its product ADP-ribosylation factor 6-like. The record is from RefSeq and is a predicted model, not a curated record. Lineage: Eukaryota; Metazoa; Chordata; Chondrichthyes; Rhinopristiformes; Pristidae. Gene Ontology annotation, biological process: vesicle-mediated transport; intracellular protein transport. Bases 437 to 964 code for a protein of 175 amino acids. The transcript has a single exon. Gene Ontology annotation, cellular component: cytoplasm. Gene Ontology annotation, molecular function: GTP binding; GTPase activity.
CUCUAUCGGUGCUGUAAUCUACAUCCGCGCCCUUUCCUCUCCGGGGCUGGGAGUUCAGUUUCAGAUAUUUCUCCCCCUCACUCCCCAUUAAUCUGUAUAUUUCUUAAAAUUGAAAGACAAGGGGUUAAAGAUCCCCGAGAAGACGAGCUAUGAGGGCAGCGGAGAGGAGGAGUGCGGAAGCGGACGGGUGAGAUUGUGAAUCGAGGCGUUUGUUACAAUUUGGAGACUUUGUAUCAAAGGGCCUGUAUCAACGUUCCAUUGAAACUCAGCGUUCCAUUGAUCGGCGCCGCCGCCGCAGUCCGCGCUGCCUCGCUGGCGUUUCAUCUCGUUGGCUACAAAUUGUCCGCCUCAGUUGCCCCUUCUCUCCGCAUACCCCUCACUUUUCCCCCCCUCCCCUCUCCCCCCCCCCCACCCUCCUUUCCCCACCGCACCGAAGAUGGGCGGCGCGUUCGCCAAGAUAUUCGGCAGUAAGGAGAUGAGGAUACUGAUGCUGGGCUUGGACGCCGCCGGCAAGACCACCAUCCUCUACAAGCUGAAGCUGGGCCAGUCGGUCACCACCAUCCCCACCGUGGGCUUCAACGUGGAGACGGUCACCUACAAGAACGUGAAGUUCAAUGUGUGGGACGUGGGGGGGCAGGAUAAGAUCAGGCCGCUUUGGAGGCAUUACUACACGGGCACGCAGGGGUUAAUCUUCGUGGUGGACUGCGCCGACCGCGAUCGCAUCGACGAGGCCAAGCAGGAGCUACACCGGAUCAUCAACGAUCGCGAGAUGAGGGAUGCCAUCAUCCUGAUCUUCGCUAACAAGCAAGACCUGCCCGAUGCCAUGAAGCCCCAUGAGAUUCAGGAGAAGCUGGGCUUGACCAGGAUUAGAGACAGGAAUUGGUACGUUCAGCCGUCCUGCGCUACGUCGGGGGAUGGCCUCCACGAAGGACUCACCUGGCUAAAUUCAAAUUACAAAUCCUAACCAGACAACACGCCCAGCAGUCCGUUCUAUUUCCUCAAUCGAUUUGGUUGAAUUAAACCUUUAGAAGAACAAGAAGAAAAAUCCCUAACUUGUACAAGACACACAAGUUCACUUUAAUGAAAGUUUUUUUUUGUUUUGGGAGGAUGAGAGGAAAUUCUGCAAAUCUGGCUUCCGGGCUCUGUCCCAAUUCAUUCCAGCGAGGGCCUGGCCCAAGAGGGACACCGUGAAAGGUGACUUUAGCGGGGAGGCUUUGUAAUAUACGCACACAGGCUAUGCAAUGGCGGGAGAAAUCCUUCAAAGGCUGCU